AUGGUUAUCGUCGAGUGUACUUUAAAACAAAUGGACGAGCAAAGCACGUCAGCUUCAGAUACAAAAACUGCGGAAAUACAAAAUGGUGAACAUACAGAACAACUGGAGGCCCGGCACAAUGGGCACCAGAAGAUACUGCAACGGUUAGCAACGGUGCCUGAUAUCAAAAGGGAUACUUCGGGACUCACAACACAGUACAUUGCUACGGGGAUAGUAAAUCUUGGCGCGUUUGCUGGCGGCGUUUGCGUGGCAUGGUCAUCAACAGCCCUGCCACUGAUAACAGCAAGACCUAUGGAGCCGUCGCCGACGCGGGACGUAAUUGCCGUGGCGAACUCUACACCAAGCUCGCUUGGUACUCCAUACGAUAAACUUCAGCUUACACCAUAUGAAGCAUCAUGGGCUGCCUCUUUACUUUGUCUUGGGGCCGUAUUUGGUGCAGUGCCUUCUGGCCUUAUUUCGGAGUACUUUGGUAGAAAGAAAACUUUAUUGUACCUGGCUUUACCACUACUAGUUUCUUGGAUUCUAGUUGCCUCUAGUCCAAACGUCUACGGACUGUAUGUGGGUCGUUUUGUCGGAGGAGUGGCAUUAGGAGCAUUCAGUGUCAGUAUACCACCCUACAUUGAAGACAUUGCCGAGAAGCAAAUUCUACGCGCCAUGGCUAACUUUUACCAUGUCCAUUUCAGUUGCGGUAUACUAUUUGGAUAUAUCAUAGGUUUGGUAGAAAGUACAUCAUGGCUGGCAGUACUCUGUGCCAGCGUCCCAAUCGCAUUUUUCGUUGCGUUUAUUUUUCUUCCUGAAUCACCAGCAUAUUUGCUUUCUCAAGGCAAGUUUCAUGAAGCAAAAGCAGCAUUAAGAUAUUUCAGAGGCAUUGAUAAUGACAUAGAUUCGGAAAUAAAGGAUUUGAGGGAGUACUUAAGAAGUUCCGUAAAAAACAGAGUAACCUUUAAGCAACUAUUCAGUACGAAAUCAACGUUUAAAGCACUCAUUGUUUCUUUUGGACUUAUGAUAUUUCAACAGUUGGCUGGAAUUUACCCUAUACUAUUCUACGCUAAAGACAUUUUUGAAACUUUUGCCAUUUCAUUAAACCCUCAAGGAGCAGUUAUAAUGUUGGGAUUCUGUUUGGUGUCAUCAACAUACUUUUCUACAACGCUUUUGAAGGUGGUAAGAAGACGUAUACUUCUAAUGGUAUCAUUUAUGGCAAUGGCAGUUAAUUUAGGAUGCCUAGCAAUUUAUUAUCACUUGAAAGUAUCAAACAUGUCUUUGAAUCAUACAUGGGUUCCACUUUUUACUCUAUGUCUUUUUGUUAGUUUUUACGCUGCUGGUGUUGGACCUAUACCAUGGUUGAUGCUUAGAGAAAUAUUCCCUCCUAACGUAACAAGAAGAGCAACUGCUAUAACAGCAGGUUUUCACUGGUUUUUAGCCUUUGGUGCGACGAAAUUAUACCUAAAUAUGAGGGAAAUGGUAAAACCUGGAUGGACAUUAUGGAAUUUCGCUGUGGCUUGUCUCGUUGGCACUAUAUUUGUCUACUUUUUUGUACCUGAAACUAAAGGAAGAACGCUUAUAGAAAUCCAAAAUGAGUUUGAGGGAAUCCAUAAGAAGAAAAAGCAUAGACAUGUUGUAGAAGUGGAAAGCAUGUCAGAAUCUUAG
Arctia plantaginis is the source of this 1647-nucleotide messenger RNA. The record is from the annotation of a GenBank genome assembly. NCBI's taxonomy places the organism in Eukaryota, Metazoa, Arthropoda, Insecta, Lepidoptera, Erebidae.